GAAUACUGUUUUUUUUCCUAAUUUUAUUAGAGUAGGUUACUUUCAUGCACGUAGGUUAGGGGACAAAAAGAAAACAUGCACGUAAAUAUGGAGCAAAGUCCGAGUUUUGGGGAUAGAGAUCCGGCAAGAUUCAGUGAGAAUCCCUCCAAUGUCGGCGAAGGAAUCUUGGACAAGGGGCUCUCAAAGAUGGGGCAAAAUAAGCUACUUUUUUGUGCUUCCAUUUCUAUCUCCGCUGAAGAGUUGCGGUGUCUUACUAUGGGGGAAGGAAAAAUAGAAAAGGAUUCAACUGAAGAAUUAUUUCUGGACAAAGUUCAAUCACGAGAUGACGUGUCUGAGGUGUCAACAAUCGAUGCUUCCGAAGAUGAUGCAGAGUCUACAACUUCCAAGUCCAGCAGCACUUCAGAUUCGGAUGGAAAAUUUGGAUCUCAGUGGAAAGGAUUCAUUAAAAGACUAAAGAUUGGGUCAGCCAUACAUUUACAUACUUUCCAUCCUAGCUUACCUUCGCUGCCUUCUAUUAAGAUGCUACCGAAAUGGAAAAGUAGGAGUACAGAACAGAGCGUGCCAAUGGUGCCUACUCCUAAUCUAGAUACUAAUGAUUUACGUCACUGCUUUCAAGCGCACUGGAAGAAUUUCUUCCUCUCUGAUCUUCAGAAAGCUACCGACAACUUUAGCCGUGAAAACUUAAUCGGUGAGGGAGGUUCAUCUGAAGUAUAUAAGGGACAUCUUGAAGAUGGACAACUAGUGGCAGUUAAAAGGCUGAUCAGGGGAACUCAAGAGGAGAUGACAGCCGACUACUUAUCUGAGCUCGGAAUUCUGGUACAUGUCAACCAUCCCAAUAUUGCUGGUGUUAUUGGAUAUGGAGUUGAAGGAGGGAUGCACCUUGUCCUUCCUCUGUCUCCACAUGGGAGCUUAGCGAAUCUUCUUAACGGUGAAAAGGGUAAAUUAGCUUGGUGCUAUAGGUAUAAUAUCGCUCUAGGCGCUGCUGCUGGCCUUGCGUAUCUCCAUGAGGGUUGUCGGAGGAGAAUCAUCCAUAGAGAUAUCAAGACAGCUAAUGUUUUGCUGACUGAAGAUUUUGAAGCUCAGAUAUCUGAUUUUGGACUUGCAAAAUGGCUUCCUGAUCAGUGGACACACCUCACCGUAUCUCAGUUUGAAGGCACAUUCGGAUACCUCCCUCCUGAGUUCUUCAUGCAUGGUGUUGUGGAUGAAAAAACAGACGUCUAUGCCUUUGGCGUUUUAUUGUUGGAGCUCAUUUCUGGACGUCCAGCUUUGGAUGAAUCUCGUAAUAGUGUUGUGAUGUGGGCCAAACCAAUGCUCCUUAGUAAGAAUCACAGUGGGUUAGUUGAUCCAUCACUUGGGGAUGCCCAUGACUCAGAACAGAUGAAUCGGAUGGUGAUGGUUGCCUCAUUAUGCAUACAGCAAGCUUCAACAGAUCGUCCUCAAAUGAGCCAGGUUCACGAGAUGUUAAAAGGUAGUGGAAGCAUUCUUGAGAGAAAGAAAACGUUCCAAAAUGCCAGUCGUCAAGAGGAUAUAUCCCAUAAAGUGAAUUUACUGCUUGACUUGCCCUCACCAAAGUGUAAAGAUGAUCCGAAUUACCAGCAGAAUCAGGCAGAGUUGGAGAAAUAUAAUAUUAAUCCCUUGUUACAAUGAAGAUCUCUCAUGUGAUCUGAACACUCUGGACAUACAUCUCACUGCCAUGGAGCUGUCGGAAUUCACAACACGCAUGUCGGGUUAUUAAUGUUUUAUUCUACCAUAACAGAUUGAAUCACCGCAUCCAGGUGAAAAUCUACUGAGAAAUCAAAAUGAGAAGUGCGACAAUCAGUGUUUCAAGUUUUGACAGGUUUAGCAGGUUUCUUAAUUUAGGGAUGUUGGGUGGAUGGCGUAUCACGUACGUGUUGGUCCCAACUAUAUAUUGAAUAAGAAAAGAGAUGCCAACAUAUUGUAGGGUGCAUAGCAGACCCUUGUUCUGUUUGAGUGUAUCCAGGAAUAGUAUCUUGCUGGAUAUUGAUCCUGUAAUGUAUUGUGCCGUGCGUACAACUAUGAUCUUUAGAAGGUGAAUGCAUAUUAGGUUGAACGUGUGCGUUUUGACAUGGCUACUAGCUUACACUACCUGUAUAGUACAUGGUUUAUAUCAGCAAGUGCAGAUAUUACUUUGUUAAUAGGAUUAACUCUGUGCUCUUUUAAAGAAUUG
Messenger RNA from Lycium ferocissimum, 2188 nucleotides. Its product is annotated as receptor-like cytosolic serine/threonine-protein kinase RBK2. The transcript has 9 exons. Gene Ontology annotation, molecular function: ATP binding; protein kinase activity. The record is from RefSeq and is a predicted model, not a curated record. Gene Ontology annotation, biological process: protein phosphorylation. Lineage: Eukaryota; Viridiplantae; Streptophyta; Magnoliopsida; Solanales; Solanaceae. The coding region runs from base 76 to 1647 and encodes 523 amino acids.